Messenger RNA from Nannizzia gypsea CBS 118893, 348 nucleotides. RefSeq lists its product as hypothetical. NCBI's taxonomy places the organism in Eukaryota, Fungi, Ascomycota, Eurotiomycetes, Onygenales, Arthrodermataceae. The coding region runs from base 1 to 348 and encodes 115 amino acids. The record is from RefSeq and is a predicted model, not a curated record. The transcript is spliced from 2 exons.
AUGGACCAUGAGACCAUCAAACAGAAAAGGCCUAUCUGCCUUACAUCCUCUGGGAACGGGCUCACUCGUGGAUUCCUACCGCGUGCAUCAAAACCUCCUUUUAAAUAUAUCGCUCUUGGGCUAUCUGUCUACAAUUAUAGUGCCCCACUACCACCAAUUCCUAUGAAAAGGGGGGAUAUGAUAUAUGCCACACCCUACAAGGAGAUUUACGGUGUAGUGUAUCACAAUUCUACCAUUCUAUUCCCCUUCGAGGGGUCAGUGAGAGAGGAGGUUGCUGGGCUCUGGAUUCUCCCUGAAGAGGACUGGGCAGAUUCCAUCCGUCUGGUUCUUCCAUAUGAGCUGGUAUGA